Messenger RNA from Erpetoichthys calabaricus (reedfish), 2102 nucleotides. Its product is annotated as olfactory receptor 52L1-like. Gene Ontology annotation, molecular function: G protein-coupled receptor activity; olfactory receptor activity. Gene Ontology annotation, cellular component: membrane. NCBI's taxonomy places the organism in Eukaryota, Metazoa, Chordata, Cladistia, Polypteriformes, Polypteridae. Gene Ontology annotation, biological process: G protein-coupled receptor signaling pathway. The transcript has a single exon. Bases 7 to 954 code for a protein of 315 amino acids. The record is from RefSeq and is a predicted model, not a curated record.
AAAAAAAUGCAGUCCUUCAACACAUCACUCUCAACGCCCGACUUUUUCUUGGAAGGUUUCUCUGGAUUAGAAGUUUACUAUCACUGGGUUUCCCUUGCCUUCAUUAUUAUAUUUUCUUUCGCCAUUAUAGGAAAUAUUACAAUAAUAUAUGUCAUUAAGCUUGAGGAAAAUCUCCACACGCCGAUGUACAUUUUCCUUUGUGUUUUGGCUAUAAUUGACAUCGGCUUAUGUGUUUCCACAAUUCCGAAGAUUCUACAGAUAGUUUUGUUUAAUGUCCACACUAUCUCCUUUCAUGCAUGCUUUUUCCAAAUGUUCAUCGUUCUGUGUCUGAGUGCGAUGGAAUCCGGUGUACUGGCUGCGAUGGCUUAUGACCGUUAUGUUGCCAUCUGCAAUCCUUUACGUUACACCUCCAUCCUUACGCCGGCCUCUAUUGCUAAAAUCCUACUUGUGGUUUUUCUUCGAUGUAUAAUUUUAACUGCAAUGUUCCCUGUCCUGGCGUCAAGGUUGCCUUACUGCUCGAAUGUUGUCCAUCAGUGCUACUGUGAUCACAUUCCUGUUGCGAGACUGUCCUGUGCUGAUAUCACACUAAAUAAUAUUUACGGGCUUUUCGUUGCCUUCAUGGUAGUGGGUAUGGACCUUGUGUAUAUUUCAUUUACUUAUUUUAUGAUUAUUAGAGCUGUAUUAAAACUGGCAUCCAAAGCAGCGCGUGUCAAGGCUUUCAGUACUUGUGGCCCUCAUUUUAUUGUUAUUUUGUAUAUUUACAUAAGCUCUCUGUCUACAUAUUUAAUUAACAGGUUUGGACAAAAUCAGUCUCAGCAAGUAACUGUCAUAUCAACUAUUUUCUAUCUUAUUAUGCCGUCGGUGUUAAACCCAUUUGUUUAUGCGAUACGAGCUAAGGAGAUUCGUGAAGGAUUCAUGAAACGCUUUCUUAGGAAAACGAUCUGCCGAAAAUAAUAGUAAUUAUUUAAAAUUAUAGACACUCAUGGAUGAUUAUAAUACUGUUAUAAAGAAAAACGGAAAAGUAUGAAACAUAACGGAUUCUUCAGGAGCUGAAUACUCGAAACUUUAAUAACCAUAUUAAAUUUCAAAAUUCCAUUCGUUUGCUUAACGUUUAUGGAAAUUAUGAAGAUGAGGUAAGCCGAAUGUCAUAGUGUACAGCAGUGCUUUCCUCUGUUUUAAUCCAUUCGUUAGUAAAUCCGCUUUGAUAGAAUUCAAUGAGGCAGGGUCGGUGUCAAUGCCGCGACGGCACACGGCCAUAGCAGAGCAUACUGGUGGAGCGCAGCUUCUCUAUGGGAUGCUCAGUGACUGAGAUGUACUGUUUAUCGGCCAAAGAAGCAAAUUUGCAGUAAGAUACUUUGCAUUAAGACUUUUACAAAUAUCUUGUUUUGGGUUGUCAUGCAAAGGUGUAGCGAAACGUUUGUAAUAGUUUCUGAAUCAAAAAACGAAGUAUCAGUAGUAAUAUCCGUACAAUGCCGUGCUGUAAUGUUUUCACUUAUGUGCGUAUCAGAGCGCAGGACAUGAACCUUGGAUUGAGACUCCAAACAGCUACAGUAUUACAGAAAACAAGAUCAAGGGACAAUUGCUAUAGGGCUAAGCCGACAACACGCCACUAUACAGUAGAUAUCGGACUAAAAUGGACACAAAGGAGUAUGGCAUUUGCUAUGAAAAAAACAAGCACGUGCUAAUAUGGUUUACGUUGAAUUUGCUUACUGACAGGGCUGCUGUUGCCUUGUGUGACGGACUUGUAAGAUUUUUAUUAAUAGCUUCGCAUUAGCAAAGUGCAUUGAUCUUGAUCUCUUUUUUGCCGUACAGAUGUGGAGUGCGAGCUGCUCAAGAUGUUUCUUAAUCUGGUGAAUGCGAGGAUAUAAAAAGUUCUAUAAAAUGACAUCUUUUGGAGGCUUUUGUAAAAAGAUUGCGUAUCUAUGAAGCAAUCUGUAAACUUCAAGAACAUAGAUUUAUUUUGCUUAUUGGAAAUGUGAUUUAAGUUUCGUUUAUUUAUGUUAUUUAUUUAUUUUAUUUUUUGUAAAUGUUUUGAGUAGUGUGGUUAUCAUUCUUACCGUUGUUAUCGUUUAAAUUGAAACGUCUGUACCAAAUGAAAGAAA